Mesorhabditis spiculigera is the source of this 780-nucleotide messenger RNA. The record is from the annotation of a GenBank genome assembly. NCBI's taxonomy places the organism in Eukaryota, Metazoa, Nematoda, Chromadorea, Rhabditida, Rhabditidae.
AUGGAUCACGAGGAUAUUGCGUCAAAUUUGGGUCAGCUUGUUUGGGAGUUCUCAAGGAAAGUUCGACGUCUAGCUACUCGGCCGCUUUUAGAAAUCGAACUGAGCGCGUCAAGGAGGGAGCCCGCGAAGGAGCGCAAUGAAUGGCUUGAAGGUCGAGGAGCCAAGCAAUCCGUGAAGCAGGGAGCCCAGGCCGUUGGAGAGACCGUUGGCGAGGGUGUUGAGACCGUCAAGGAGGGAGCCAAGGAUGGAGCCGAGGCUGUCGCCAGGAAGGCCGGAGAAGCUGGAGGAUUUACCGCCGGACUUCUCCGCGGAAAAAGGGAGACGAGAGAAACCGUCGCUCACUCGGCCAAGGAAGGAUACGAAGAGGGCAAGGAAGCUGCUGCCACCGCCGCCACCGUAGUCAAGGACGGAGCCGUUGAGGGCGCGAAGGUUGCCGGCGAAACCGCUGCCAAGGGAGCCGGAGCCGUGGUUGGAGUUGCCCAUUACCCCGGUGAAUGCGUCGUUGAUGGCGCCAAGGCCGUUGGAGAGACUGUUGCUGAUGGAGCCAAGGCCGCCGGACACGGAGUUGCCAAGGGUGCCGGAGCCGUCGUGGAGACCGCAUCGCAGGGCGCCGAGGCCGUUGCUGAUGGCGCGAAGGCCGCUGGCCGUGGAGUCGCGUAUGGUGCUGGAGUCGUUGGAGGAGCCGUCGCGAAGACUGGUGAGGGAAUCGUUGAGACCGGGCGUGACGCGAAGAAUGCUGUCGGCCGGGGCAUCGAGAACACCGGCGAGGCCAUCCAGGAC